This is a messenger RNA of Budorcas taxicolor (takin), 4833 nucleotides long. It is a transcript of the gene JMJD4, whose product is annotated as jumonji domain containing 4. Gene Ontology annotation, biological process: protein hydroxylation; negative regulation of gene expression; positive regulation of translational termination. Gene Ontology annotation, cellular component: cytoplasm; nucleus. Bases 237 to 1508 code for a protein of 423 amino acids. The transcript has 6 exons. The record is from RefSeq and is a predicted model, not a curated record. Lineage: Eukaryota; Metazoa; Chordata; Mammalia; Artiodactyla; Bovidae. Gene Ontology annotation, molecular function: sequence-specific DNA binding; histone H4R3 demethylase activity.
AGAGCAGAGACGGGAAUGCGCAAGUGGGAUUCCGGGCUUCCGCCCUUCGCGGGUCCGCAGCCGGGAGGCUUCAGCGCUGUUUCCAUCGUCCGUACCAGCCCCUCUGUCCCCGCUGCUCCUUCGACAUCCCCCGAGCCGUGCCCGGUUCCCAGCGGCCCUCCAGACUCCCCGUCCCCCCGCGGCAGACUCCCAGCCCGGGGUACCCUGCAUCCCACGGACGCAGAACCUGGCCCGGGAUGGACAGGGAGACGCGCGUGGUCGCCGAGAGCCACUUCAGAGGCUUCGAGGGGCGUCUCCCCGGCAGGGUUUGUCCAAAACUGGACCGCGUGGACUUCAUCGAGAAGCCGGACUCCUUUUCCUACGCCGACUUUUUCAAGGGCUACCUGCUCCCCAACUUGCCCUGUGUUUUUUCCAGCGCCUUCACCGAGGACUGGGGCAGCAGGAGGCUCUGGGUGACACCCAGCGGAAAGCCCAACUUCGAUUAUCUGCUUCAGAACUAUGGAGACGUGGUUGUACCUGUUGCAAACUGUGGGGUCCAGGAAUACAACUCCAACCCCAAAGAACACAUGCCCCUCAGAGACUACAUCAGCUACUGGAAAGAGUACAUUCAGGGAAACUACUCUUCACGGGGCUGUUUAUAUCUCAAAGACUGGCAUCUGUGCAGGGACUUCUCGGCAGAAGGCGUGUUCACCCUGCCCAUAUACUUCUCAUCUGACUGGCUCAACGAGUACUGGGAUGCCCUAGACGUGGAUGACUACCGCUUCGUUUACAUGGGGCCCACCGGCACUUGGUCGCCGUUCCAUGCCGACAUUUUCCGCUCCUUCAGCUGGUCCGUCAACAUCUGCGGGAGGAAAAAGUGGUUCUUCUUCCCACCAGGGCAAGAAGAAGCCCUGCGGGAUUGCCAUGGUGGCCUACCCUACGACGUGACCUCCCCCACCCUCCUGGAUAGCCGCCUGCACCCCAUGCGAGAUCGCUGUGGCCCGCCACUGGAGGUCACACAGGAGGCAGGCGAGAUGGUAUUUGUGCCCAGUGGGUGGCACCACCAAGUCCACAACCUGGAGGACACCAUCUCCAUCAACCACAACUGGGUCAACGGCUGUAACCUGGCCAAUAUGUGGCACUUCCUGCAGCAGGAGCUCAGUGCCGUGCAGCAAGAGGUCAUUGAGUGGAGGGACACCAUGCCUGACUGGCAUCACCACUGCCAGGUCAUCAUGAAGUCCUGCUCUGGGAUUAAUUUCGAAGAAUUUUAUCACUUCCUGAAGAUCAUUGCUGAAAGGAGGCUUCUCCUCCUCGCGAAGGGGAUGAGCCCUGGCCAGGUAGAGGGUGGCGAGGACACUGGGUUGGGCCCCCAGCAGGCCGCAUUUGACAUUGGCCGCAUAGCUGAGGUGCUGGAGUCCGUGGUGGUCCACCCUGACUUCCAGAGGGUGGAUACUAGUACAUUCUCACCACAGCCAGAGGUACUACUGCGGCAGCUGGAAGAGGCUGUAGCUGCCACCACGUGCCUUUAGUGCAUGCUCUGAGGACUGGGUGAAGCACGUCUUUGGGGGAUGCUGGAGGCACCAGUGCGGAAGGCGGUUAGCCUGCUCCAGGAUCCCUUCUGGAAAUAAAGCUCUGCCCUCCUGUGUGGCCUGGGAUCUGUCACCUCCCCGUUGAACUGUCACUUCAGUGUCCCAGGCAGAGUUCCUGCUCUUAGGGGUCUGGUGUGUCCUGGCUCUCUUUUGGCAUCCCUGGGGCCCUGACGCCUGUCCACAAGGUCCAGGCUCCUUGUCCUUGUGAGGCUCAGCCAGGACUGGGAACUGGAUCUUGUGAGGGAGUGCAUGGGGAAGUAUUGGUCAUUUGGACCCAGAGCAAGGAGGUUAGGAAUGUGCUGGGGACUGAGGGGUGGGGGUGGCAUAUGGCCAGGUUUUCUUCCCCCCACCAGCCUUCCCUCAGCAAAGGCUAGCACCCAUGCUGACAGCCUCCCACCCUCAGCAGUGCAGGGCCCCCUCUGCAGUAGCACCACAUCCCUGCAUGAGUCCACAGAUCUCCCACUAGAAGAGGGCCCUCAGUGUAGGGCAAAGACUGGGGCCCAAGGCAGACCCAAGGCCUGUGUCUCCGUCCCACAUUGGAAUCACUGUUUAGAGCAUCCCUUCCCUCUUCUGGCCUGUGACCCUCUUCUCCCCAGCAGGAUCCUGAGAUGUCUGCUAGUCAGAGCUCCAGGCCUCAUGUGCUAUCCUUCCUGCAGGUCUCCCAGAUGUCAUAGGUACAUCGUUCGGGUGCUCUUUGGGCCCUGGCAAUAGGGCAAGGCAAAGUCUGUCCCCCUCCUGCUUGCUACAGCAGUACCUUUCCCCUGCAGAGACUGAGCCUACCCUUGCAGCUGCACACCCAGUGAGGGAGAAUGCCUUGUCUGAGGUCUCCCUGCAGGCCAGGUAGGACCCAAAGGCCAGCUGGAACCUGGGUCUCCAUCCAACUUCAACUUGUUGCACACCCACUAUUGGCCAUCUAAAGUCACUUUGCAAACUGAGUGAGCAACCACUCUUUGUGCACUCAUUCUGCCCUGUCCAGAAUUUAUCAUUGCACUCUUUUCACAUGUGCCUGUACCAUCCAGUUUCCACUUGUUGCACACCUAUAUUAUAUGCAGUAGUCACAGUUUCAGGAUUCUCCAGAGAAAUGGAACCAGGGCUGGUGAGUGAAAUCUGCAUGAUAGGCUGCAGACCCAGGGAAGAGCUGACACUGCAGUCUUGAGUCUAGAGGCUGGGAACUCAGGCAGGGCUUCUGUGAUCCAAUCUAGAGGCAGAAUUUUGGGAAACCAAGGUCCUUUGCUGUUAAGAUCUUAAACUGAUUUAAUGAGGUCUGCCCACAUUUUGGAGGGUCAUGUGCUUGAAAUCUCUUGAGUUGAAUGUUAACCACAUUUUAAAAAUGCCUUCACAGCAACAUCCAGACACUGGCAUUUAGCCAAGUAACUGCACCAUGGCCUAACCACACUGGCACAUAAAACGGACCACUGUAAUCACUCCUCAUAUAUUCACAGUCACUCUGCUUCAUCCAGUGCCCAGUUCUUACAUGCCCAUCCAGACUCACCAGUACCUCCUGGCACACUCACUAUGUAAUUAAAGAGCCAGUGACUCAUUUCCAGGUCACUUUGCACAUCUAUUUGCCAUCUGGAGUCACUGCAUACUCCACGUGCAGUUCACCAGUCUAUGCACAUGCGUCCCACUUUCACUCCAGCACACUCUUGUAACAUUAACAACCGCUCCUCCCAUGCUCACCAUCAAAUUUUUCUAUUCUCACACACUACUGUGUGCGUCCACAAAAUUAUUGCACACACAUUGUGCAAGACUGCACACACACUGGGGCCAGGUUAUCAACUUCCCCUCAUGCCCCUCACUCUUCCAGCUUCCCCUCCUACACAGCCAUUGUGUGCCAUCUAACAAUGCUUGCACACUCACUGCAAAACAACUACUGUGCACAUUUCUGUGAAUGUAUUAAGUCUUUCCUUGCACAUUAAUUCUGCACCAUCCAGAUUCAUCAAUAAUCAACUCCGUUACGGUCAUUAUAUAUAGUUCAACCAUCAGACAUAGAAUGAGCUCUCUUGCUCAUCCUGUGUCUUGCACUCCCACUUGCAUUCAGCAGUCACUUGCACAAAUCCUUUAGGGCCUGCCAGAGGUGAGCCCUAAUGUGUGUCUGAGUGACAGAACCAUCAGAAAGGAAAAGGUAACUCAGAAUUGCCCCACAAUUCAUCUGUUUCUUGCCUUUAAAGCCUAUAUAUUCAGAGGAGGGUAUUGAAAAUCCGUGACAGUGUAGUCUGAAGGCUGUGUAGGGUCCCAGUGGCUCCUUUACUGUGCCUGACAUUAACCCUUUAGUUUCCAGUCCUAGGAGAAGCCUCAGGAGGGGACUCAGGUGAGGGCAGGGCAAUGUGUGUUUCCCAUCCAGGUUGGAAGCAGUCUAGUGUUUAAUUGGUAGAGCUGUGUCUGCGCUGUCCAUGGAUUGUUGGUCCUGGUGGUAUACCUCCUCCCUGCCUAUCAGGCUGCAUCUUUGAGCCCUUCCUACAGGAAAGGUUGACAUCUCCAUGAUAUAACCAAGCCCCAGGCAGAGAAGAGCAGCCGUUAAUGUGCCUGAUAUGGGACUGGAAACCAUCUAGGACGUUUCUGCGUUAAAAGUUUGCAGGGCACUGCAGGGAUGCUGGGAAUCCUUGUACACAGGCAGCAGGAGUGCUGGUAGAAUGACAUCACAGAUCUUUCCCUGGAAAAGAAAUAAGCAGGGAAAGGAAUCCUGAGGUCAGAGGAGUAUUCCAAUUUAUGUGAAAUACUGACCUUGGGAAAGUGGGGUGAUGGAAAAUCUUGCCUGCCCUCAGUUUGUUUGCUAAUAACCUUCCUCUGCCUUUUUGAAAUACUGACCUUGGGAAAGUGAGGUGAUGGAAAAUCUUGCCUACCCUCAGUUUGCUAAUAACCUUCCUCUGCCUUUUUCUUUUCCAUGUUGUAUGUUUUCUCUUUUUCACAAGUUUCUCCACUUAGGGCUUACAGAAUUGCAGAGUUUGACCAACAGUUUCCUAAUUGGUGGUCAAAAGAUACCUCAAUAACAGAAGCAGAAAGCUCUCCCUCCAUAGUGUAGAAAUCAGCCAUUGUCCUGGGGUAGGAAGUGAUCCUGGCAAGAGUUAACUUUCAAAGAUGCCCACAUUUCAGUGGUUGUUGGUAUGCCUGUGAAAAUACCCUCAGCUUCCAAAUUUCCCAAGUUCUGAGGGGCUUUCUCAGCUCCUUGUUCAGUUUAAUGAUACUGAAACAAACAUCUCUGUGAAAGAUGGAUGUGGACAUGUCCUUCAGAGAAGGAUAACUGUUGCUUCUUCUUCCACAUACA